Molecule: messenger RNA, 945 nt
Organism: Petromyzon marinus (sea lamprey)
Lineage: Eukaryota; Metazoa; Chordata; Hyperoartia; Petromyzontiformes; Petromyzontidae
Gene: ZDHHC12
Product: zDHHC palmitoyltransferase 12
Biological process (GO): peptidyl-L-cysteine S-palmitoylation; protein targeting to membrane
Cellular component (GO): Golgi apparatus; endoplasmic reticulum
Molecular function (GO): protein-cysteine S-palmitoyltransferase activity
Source: RefSeq, a predicted model, not a curated record
UCGUCACUGGUGUUGGCCGUGAGCGGGAAUCGAACCCGGGUCGCCAGUCUGUCGAGGCUACACGGGGGACCUUUGCCUGUGUGAUGGACCCUGCCCGGGUGUUCAACUGGGGCCUCUUAGUCAGAAGUCUCCACACGUUGCUCACCUGUGCCGUGCUCCUCGUCCUACUCACUCACCACACAGACCUAACCCGCCACUACACCCGCGGGGAGUUCUCCACCACUCUGGGGUUCUCCUCCCUGGCCGCUGCCUCCCUCGCACUCUACCUCCGGGUGUCCCUCAUGGACCCCGGAUUCGUCCCUCUCGACGCGGUGGAAGAGCAGGAGAUGGGCGACGUGGAGAGGAUGAGGAAGAAGAGGUGGAAGAGGCGUCUGUGUGGAUACUGCGAGGUGGAGAAGCCGCUGCGAGCCAAGCACUGCCGGGAGUGCCGGCGCUGCGUCCGGUGCUUCGACCACCACUGCCCCUGGGUGGGGAACUGCGUGGGGGAGCUGAACCUGGGCCCCUUCCUGGGCUUCCUCACCACGCAGCUCGCCGGCCUCCUCUGGGCCUUCGUGCUGGCAAGGUCCGCCGUGGUCUCCGUGCCCGGCUGGCUCCCGUGGCUCUCGGCCAACGCGGCGCCGUUGGCGGUGGCGCUGCUGACGGGCGCCGCCGCCCCGGCGGUGGCGCUGCUGCUGGGCUGCCACGCGGUCCUCGCCGCCGCCGGCCUCACCACCCGGGAGUUCGUGGCGCGCGAGCGCAUCGGCUACCUGCGGCCGCCGCCGGCGGACGCGGCCGCCGAAGCCGCCGAAGCCGCCAACCCCUUCGACCGCGGCUGCGCUCGCAACCUGUCGGAGCUGCUGUGCCGCCGGGGCUGGGGGGCGGCGGCGCCGGUCGACUGGGAGGAGCGGCUGCCGGCGGGGGGUGGGGACGGCGAGCCGGAGCUCGGCACGGUGUAGUCACGUGGUG